Molecule: messenger RNA, 2260 nt
Organism: Piliocolobus tephrosceles (Ugandan red Colobus)
Lineage: Eukaryota; Metazoa; Chordata; Mammalia; Primates; Cercopithecidae
Gene: RPA3
Product: replication protein A3
Exons: 4
Coding region: 1615-1980 (121 amino acids)
Biological process (GO): base-excision repair; nucleotide-excision repair; mismatch repair
Cellular component (GO): site of double-strand break; DNA replication factor A complex; nucleus
Molecular function (GO): damaged DNA binding; single-stranded DNA binding
Source: RefSeq, a predicted model, not a curated record
CUUUAAUACAAAAUGGACUUUAUUGACUUGUACCAAUACAACCACAACUUUUUUAUACACCACUGACACACAUUCUACAUCUGUUUAAUGAAAUCCUUUAAACUACUAUUAGUAAAACUAAGACAAACUUAUUAAGUGCUAAGUAAACACUAAGGGAGACUAUCAUUUAAUUAUCGUACAUGAGAUUCUAAUCUUAAAUUGCCACGUCAAGUCUCAAAUCGGAUCUUUUUUGCCUAAGGGAAUUUGAACGAUGACAAUUCUGUAACUUUGGGCAAAUUCACACUCAGUUUCCACAAAGUUAUAAUACCCAAUUAAAACUUCUGUCCAAUUUCCACAGUACCGUUUGACGGUAUUUUUAUGCGCAUUCAUUCUAGAAUAUUCCUGGCAAGGCCGCCGGCUUCGGGUCACAAGAUGAGCCAGGGACAGACUGGAGACCACCCCCACUCUCCCAGGAAUCAGUUAUCUUCCAGACCUCCAGAUCGCCCUCCAGAGUCUCGCAGUGUGGAGGGCAACGACAGAAAGACUGCUGAGGGGGUUUAAAAUGUUGAGUCAAACAUACGGCCAAAAGUUAGAGUCAACUGGGACCUUGCAAAUCAUUCCGCCUAACCCUUCGUUUUGCGGGAGGGGAAAAUACGCCUCACAAGGAAGAACCUUAGCUCGGGGAACACUAACUCGGGGUCUGACAACGAUUUAAGCUUGUCUCCUCUGAUAGUGGCCAGUAGUCCUUCUCCGUUACCCAUCCUUAAGUGCUUCUAUUGGCUCCCAACACGGAGGAGGUAGCGGGGUGAGAGAACCGGCCCCUCCGCAGUGUGGCCAGGUUGGGCUAAAAAACGUCUUAGAAGUCUCUCUUCUUACAGGUGGAGAAACUGGAAAAAGUAGAGUGACGCAGCGAAGGGAGUAAAUCGACCCUCAGCCAACAAGUGGCAAAAGCCUGAAGAAAGUGAUCAAGAGCACUGAUGACCCCUCUCCCCAUCUCCAAGGGGGCGGGUAUCACAACCCCGACGCCACACCACAUAUCAUUCGGCAAAACUCCCGCGCCUCCCACGCAGAACCGGGAAGAGGGAAGGCGGGGCAACAGUAACAGCUGGUACGCAGCACCCACAGCACCGCGGCAGCAGCUGGUACCGAAAUCCCGCCUAGCUCUUUUGACUCUGUCCGCGGGAAGAAUGGGGUAAUAGUAAGGCUGCGGCGCCUCCCGCGAGAAGAGGUACCUGAGGCUCGCGCCGCAGUCCCCCGCCGCGCCGGCACCGGAGCUCCACACCCCACUUCCGGGGUCAAGUCACCGCGGAGAAUCCUGUGAUCGCAGAAGAGUAGCCUCAGGUUCCGCCCCUAUCCAAGCCCCGCCUCCACUGCCUCUCGCCCUGCAUCAGGCAACUUCCAGGACGCCGUGCGUCACUAAGCAGCCAAUCUCCACUUCCGGACGCAUCCCGCCCCUUCUCCACCCCUUUCAGAGACAGCGCGAUUGCGAUUUAGGUUUCCGCGCAAUUAAUUGGCGAAGCUGGAGCGCUAGUCUUCGCUGAUUGGUGCCGGGAAAUCUGACCCAUAGACACCCGCGGGGCGCACAGUUUCAGUAGUCCGUGGGUUUCCCGCCAGCUGCAGUCUUGGGCCAUAAUCAUGGUGGACACGAUGGAGUUACCGAGGUCGCGCAUCAACGCUGGCAUGCUAGCUCAGUUCAUCGACAAGCCUGUCUGCUUCGUAGGGAGGCUGGAAAAGAUUCAUCCCACUGGAAAAAUGUUUAUUCUUUCAGAUGGAGAAGGAAAAAAUGGAACCAUCGAGUUGAUGGAACCCCUUGAUGAAGAAAUCUCUGGAAUUAUGGAAGUGGUUGGAAAAGUAACCGCCAAGGCCACCAUCUUGUGUACAUCUUAUGUCCAAUUUAAAGAAGAUAACCAUCCUUUUGAUCUUGGACUUUACAAUGAAGCUGUGAAAAUUAUCCAUGAGUUCCCUCAGUUUUAUCCUUUAGGGAUUGUGCAAAAUGAUUGAUCGUGAUGGAUUUUCAUAUAAUUGCAAAUGAGCUAUAUUAAAGACUAUUAAAGGAAGCCCCUCUUGUUUGAGGGAGAGAUUUCUGUGCUUUCUCAUAUUUAAUUUACUCUUUUUAAGAUAUUCCAACCUAGAGUUUUUGAUGGAACUGAUGUAUUGACAGUUCUCACCUAAGUCCUUUUAUAAAGAAUUGCUACUCCAAUAUAUGGUCAGAUUAGAUGCAAGAAUAAAGCAAUUGUCUGAGUUUAGGUUUCUAUUUUAUUAAUAAAAACUAAAAUGGUAC